Molecule: messenger RNA, 1431 nt
Organism: Tigriopus californicus
Lineage: Eukaryota; Metazoa; Arthropoda; Copepoda; Harpacticoida; Harpacticidae
Exons: 7
Coding region: 114-1346 (410 amino acids)
Source: RefSeq, a predicted model, not a curated record
GUCUUUUAGACAGGUGUGGCUGACAACGAUAGAAUCCUCUCAUUUUGAAAUCGCUCAGUCUGAUUUUUCUUCUUCAUCAGACAAGGAGCGACAAGUGAGGAGUCAGUGACGUAAUGGUUUUCAUCUUAUUUAUUUUAGGCUUCAAUGGAGCUUGGGCGGGUCCCAUGAAGGACUCCUUGGACGGGAUGCAACAGUUGAUGACGGGGGAUCCCUUCUUCGAUCAACACACAUACGACACCAUGGUUGGUUGCUUUGAUCCUAAGCUUGUGGAUGCCACCAAUGCUCAAUGGGCGGGAUUUUUAGAAUACGCCCAAGCUGGUGGAAACGAAGCCGAUGGAGAUCCUUGGCCACCGUGUGAUGCACAAGGGAAAUGGUUUGAGAACAAUUGUACCACACAAGAAUAUGGAAGCAUUCCCAUCUACGAACCUUGCAAUUAUGCUUCAAAUGUGGCCUAUUACCAUACGGCCAUCGAAAUUUGCAAGCGAUCCGAUUGGGCAUUUUCUGACGCAGACGUACAAGGCAUGGUUCGAAACUUUGGGAUUUUGGCCCAAGGGUCGGCGUUCCUUCACGGGAGCCAAACGAGUGUGGGUGGAGCCGCUGAUGUACGGCUCAAUGAUCUUUUCACUUAUAUCGCUUAUCAGGCAGCCGUUCAGAACCUCUCACCCGCCAACAGAUCCGUGGUUUUUCACUUGGGUUACCAAGACAGGCCACUGACUGCCCUUGAGCUCACCGAAAACAUCAUGGACAUGUACCUGAAUGAUCCAGUGGCCUCGUGGGGUCAUCACCUCAAUGAUUUGGAUUUUCCGCCCAUUCGAGUGGGUAUGUGUGGUUUCUUUGCCACUGCCCUUCAACUCACCAUUGAAGACGAAGUCAUGGACCAAAUCGUGGAGUUCUUGGUCAAUUCCUUUAAUGGGUUUGACGAGGAAAUGAAGGAAUUCUGUUUGAAGACAUUUAUCCCAGAGAUGCGUCAAACUAUUGGCCACAUUGAAUUACCCGAAGGAGAGAAGCAAAAGUUCAUGGGUUUGUUUGAGGGGACCAUCAUGAAGCUCAUCUUUUCGUUUGUGUGGCAGGAGCAAGAACUUUUCUCGGGUCCCACGUUCCUUGAUCCGGAUUUCAAUGAAUGGGGCGCUUCCUUCCUGCCCACUUUCAAUGAUCUGGCCAACUCGCUUCAUAACCUGACCUACUUCAAUCCAGACCAUCAGCAUGGCAUUGGCAUCUAUCCGGGAGAGACUUGGUGCAAUCCCGUCAUCCCACACGCCAAAUGGCAUUUGGAGACCUCGAUCGCCUUGGCUGAUUUCGCCGUCAUGGCCAACGAAAUGUACAAAAUCUUUGAAGCAUACGCCUGAAGAGAAGGCUUUACUGGGGGAAAAAAUCAUCGCAACAGACGAAUGAAUUGAGGCAGUAAAUAUAGCAAUGGAUGCCCCAAGAUUA